Molecule: messenger RNA, 6960 nt
Organism: Wasmannia auropunctata (little fire ant)
Lineage: Eukaryota; Metazoa; Arthropoda; Insecta; Hymenoptera; Formicidae
Gene: RN-tre
Product: USP6 N-terminal-like protein
Exons: 8
Coding region: 396-2120 (574 amino acids)
Source: RefSeq, a predicted model, not a curated record
GGGAGGGGGGGAUCACCGCUGCCUGGUGUCUUCCUCGAGAGAGAAGUCAGACUUCGGUGGAGAAGAGGAGUAGAGACGAGAGCGGCCGAGGAGAGGAGGUUUCAAAUGUUGUGUCGCGUGCACCGUCUGCGCCUCGCCAGCGAGAAACCGGACAGAUCCAUUUCGCGCCUGCCCGGCCAACCGGUCGCGCGCCGAGCUUAAUCGCGACGGGGGAUCCCCGCCAGCCGUGUGCGAGCGCGCCGAUGUGACGAUUUAACGGGUGAAAAUCUGUUACGUUCCGGGCGGCGCGGACGCCGAGGAGAUUACAUAUGAAGCUGCUCGACUGGACGCUGGUAGAGAGGUCCAUUAACGAAACGGCAUGCUUGUAAGAGUCUGGCCGCGCACCGUCACGUGGGAUGAAUGAGGAAGAAUUGUUGAAACGGUCUGCCGCAGAGCGCGAUAGGAUUUUCAGCUGCUAUGAUCGCGGACGGGAGGGCGCCGAGAUUGAUCCCUGGGAGGAUCCCGGCUACGAGGUUUAUCACACUACGGAUAGAUAUGGAUUCAUACACGAUAAGAGACUACCACAGAAGCCGGAUGCGUACCAGGUCAAGUUGCAUCACGUAGAGAUGGAGAGGCUGAAGAAAUGGGAGAAGAUGACGAAGCAGUGGGACAGUGCCUCGACCAAGGAGAAACUGCGUCGUAGGAUAUACAAAGGGAUACCCAACAGAUUUCGUGGCCAAGUAUGGACUCUACUGCUGGGCAUAAAGAACCUGAAGAAGGAGCAGGCAGGCAAAUACGAAGAGAUGCUGCAGCUGGCUCGUCAAUGGUCCACGGAGAUACGGCAGAUCGAUGCCGACGUCGCCAGACAAUACAGAGAUCAUAUUAACUAUAGAGAGAGAUAUAGCAUAAAACAAAAGUCCAUGUUUUACGUACUGGCUGCCUACAGUAUGUACAACAUGGAGGUAGGAUAUUGCCAAGGAAUGUCCGUGCUAGCCGGUCUGCUGUUGCUUUACAUGGACGAGGAAGACGCUUUCUGGGGCCUUUCUGUGUUACUUGCCGAUCAAAAAUACAGCAUGCACGGCUUUUACGUCGAUGGAUUUCCUAAAUUAAAUCGCUUCAUAGAGCACCAUGACAAGAUAAUGAACAAAUUUUCGCCGAAACUGAAACGGAAGAUGGAUAAGUGCGGCUGCGAUUCCAUACUCUAUGCGUUGAAGUGGUUCUUUGUUGUCUUUCAGGAGAGAACUCCCGUUAGUCUUGGUCUUCGUAUUUGGGACAUAUUUCUGUUGGACGGUGAUCGCGUAUUGCCGGCAAUGGCGUAUACCGUGAUGAAACUGCAUAAGCGCUACCUAAUGCCGAUGGAGAGUCUCGAUGAGUUCUGCAAUUAUCUGCAGAUCAAGCUGGAGAAGGAUUUUGGCUUCGACGAUGAUGCGGUGAUAAGUGCGAUGGAACGCAGCAUGGAAGAUUUAAAGCGUGCCAAAUUAGACUACCCGGGUGCCCCGUUGCCGCACGAAUUACCCCGUUAUCCGUUUGGCACUUUUCAGGAGCCUACCUUUACCAACAAGGUUGGAAGGCGAAGCGAAGAGUUUAGCGAAGCUCAGCAUGUAAUGCGAGAGUCGGUGGCGCAGCGCAGGGACAUGGCGCUGAUCGACGACGGCAGGGAGAGCACCACGCCUGUUGAGCCGACCAGUGGCCUUGGUGGAAGCAAAUUCUCCUUUGAUCCGAGCCUCGACGAUGGCACGUCACCCAAUGGCUCUCGCCGAUCGUUGGCCGAGACGUCGGUGACGUCGACGGCCGAUUUGUCAGUGUUCAGUUCGGCAACACGCUCCCAGGCCCUGGACAACAGCCUGGACACCCAGAGCAAUAUCUCGAACGCGAGUUCGGGCAGCGGCGGCCUGCCGACGCCGCGGGCGACGCCGCAUCAGCCUAGCCCGGACGUGGUGCGGAUCUACGUGCCGUACACGUCGCCCACGUACACGUCGUCGGCGGUGGCCUCGUACAAGGACGACCUGCCGCGCACACUGCCCCGCUCCCUGGACACCAACAAGAUUCGCAUCCGCGUCGAUCCAGACCAGACGCCCAUCGUCGAGAACCUGAAGCCGUUCACGCUUGAGAGUCCGGAGGUCGAGCUGGAUUUGAAGUAGAGUGAGUCGUACGAGCUAACAUGCGAACAUGUGAAGUCGUAAAUGGCCGUGAUGUGUGCGUAACGAUAGGUUUGGGCGUCCUGGAAGUCGCGCCUAUUUGCCCAUAAUCCUGAGCCAAGAGGCAAGGCCAAUGUCAUGACGUUAAAGAUGUCUUUGAGAAACUUCUUUUUUUUUUUUCUUUUGAAUGGUCGCUCGAACAUUGGAUAUUUCAAAUACGUAUAAUAUAUAUCUUUUAUCAUUCUAAUUCCUAGCGUAUAUCUAACGUAUUUUCUUUUAUCUCUCUUGGAAAGUAAAAUAACACUGACUCAAAUCUCUUAUGUAAAAUACUCUGUUGUGUAAAAUUAUGUCAAAGAUUAAUAUUAGAGAUGAAGCAUCUGUGUGCAUAAAUUUCGAGAUACGACUCUAAGACUAAGUUUUCAAAAAUGAUGCGCGACUUCUGGCAUACCCCUGUAUAUGUAUAUCCUGCGACAAAUCGCGCGUGACAGGAAAAACAAUGACAAAUACUGCUAAAAAAAAAGCUAUUGUGUUAAAUCUCAAGAGAUCUCUUUAUAGAAAGCGUCAAUUGAUGAAUUAAGAUUUAGAAGUGAGAGAAAAAAAAAUUAAUGUACCGCGAUGUACCGUUUCUAGAACGUAAUCUUAAAUACUUACUAUGAUAUAAUCUUUGAUAUCCGUUAUUCUUAUAAAUUACAUUUCAAUUUAAAAAAAAGUUGUAAAGUUGUAAGAAUUCAAUUGUAUCUCAAUUCUAGAGAGGAUCUAUAAAAAGAUCGACAAUUAAUUACAUUCCACAAUUUACGAAGGUUCAAAAGGAUCUUGAAGAUCUAAAUGUUUUGCAAUUUAAGACAUGUUGAAAGCGGGAUAGAUUUUAUAACGCUUCAAUUUACGAAGAUCGAAAUGAACGAAGUAUUGUCGCUGCAUUUUGGCCUAAUUUACGUUUCAUAAAUGCAUUGCAUGUCACAUAGUAUUUCUCUAUAGGCAUAGCAGGAAUAAACGGAGCAACGGCAUUUCUGAAUUUAUGCCAACAAAUGAUGGAAUUGCGAACAAAAUAAACAUUAAACAUCUUUUCGCACAUCAUAACUUUUAGUGAAAUGGUAAAACAAAUAAUAGGAUAUAUCAUGUAUAUAUGUAUCAUGGUCUGAAUUUUAAAUCUGAUUGUAUAAAUUCAUAAGAAAACAUGAAAUUUAAUAAUUUUUUAGAAUUGUGUAACAGAGUUUAUAUUUGAUUUCAAUGAGAUGUGUUCCGAGUGCAACUACAUACUGUUAUAUUUAAAUUAAUUUUACGUUACGAAUACUUGUGAAAAAAAUACGCGCUAGUCUGCACACAAUCGAGAAUACAUCAUCUUCGGCAUUAUUAUGUCAAUGAUGUUUAGCUUGUCUUGUCUUGUUGUCAAACAAUUUGCACGAAAAGACAAAUAGAGGGUCCGUACACUGUCUGUUCUAUCGCACUUUCAUCAUUCGUUGAGUGUACUUCUAGGGAAAGAUAGUAUGCUACGUCUAUUUGUAUUGUGUCCAUGGUCUUUUCCUAUAUUUGUCACCUGCAGUCUUAUUUGCAGUUAUUUCCUUUCGGUUCCUACGAGGAAAAAAAAAUGCUACUACAAUAUAUCGAGUCGCUAUUAAGAAUUAAGGCGUAGAGGAUUUGUAUAUAAAACAAAGAUGUACCUAGAGGCAAAUUCAUUUUUUUACAUAACUACUGUAAAGAAUUGAGUUCUGUUAGAUAGGCAUUCAUAUACAUAUAUAUAUAUAUAUAAUCGAUAAUAUAAAUCUCGUUAAACUCUAAUAUAACCGAAUUUUGUAACGUAGCUACAUAAGAAAAUAGAUUUGUCUCUGAAUGUGAUGCGUUUCGCUACACUAAAAGUUUCUGGUCAGGAUCACGCCGUUUCUCGUUUUGUCUUUUUUUUUUUUUUACGUUAAACUUACUAGAAUAAAACUUCGUUGACGACGAAUCUUAUGAGCCACCGUGAGCUGGUAAACGAAUUUAUUAGUAGCACAAUGGUGUGGAGAAAUGUACGGUGUGUACUGCUUAUUUAUGCGCUCGCGAGCCAAUUAUAUCUGCCUGUCCUUGAGAGGAAAAACUACUCAUACUAGUUAAGUAUUAUGCUGCCUUGGUAAUAUCAACGCGUCUUUUUAAUUAAUUUACAUUGUUCUCAUUUUUUUCAUUUUUUUCCUCUUGUAAUUCGUACGUUGUAAGAAAGAUACUUUUGUACAUAUGCAUAAUAUUUAAAGAGCGAGAUGGAAGAAGGAAACAAGACUUUAUGUCAAAAAAAAAAAGAAGCGAAUGAAACUCCUCGGAGUAACCGUGCUCGAGCUCUUCGUCGUAGAAUGUGAAUAGUGAACAGCCUCCGAUUGUUGCCGCGCACCGAAAGUAUUUGUAUUAUUUGAUUGUGAGGCAUCGCGUUUGAAUGUGUGCACAUCCCUCGCUUUCGAUUUCGCCAACAUUCCCGAAAAACGCACGCAGUAUUCCACAAUGUACAUAGCCCUGCGGAUAGAGAGCCUAAAUAAAAGUGAAAAAGUUAUUCCCAAACGCGUAAACGUGGACUCGGCAAAUAAUCGAUUGCUAUAUCUAAUAAAUAAUAGCGUAAGAAACGAUGUUGGUUAAAUAAAUAUUAAAUGUUGAUCGUCCGGAUCUUUAUCGUGUUAACGCAAGAACAGGUUGAUAGGAUUAAAAAGCUACCAUAAGUUCCUCUCCGAUUAUUUUCAACGCGAUUCGUAACAGUUGUGACAACGGCGGCCUUAUACUUUCAAUUAAUUCAACGAGAAAAGAUUUUUUCUCGACUGUGUAAGAUAUUAUCGAAUUUAUUCGGAUACAAUUUUUAUUUCUUGCACUUUUAUAGCUAGACUGUCUUAUAGAGAAACUAGCUUUUAUUAACACUGUAAAAUAAUAUCUUGCCAGGCUAUGACACAAGUAACAUAAAGAGGAACAAGAAGUUGGUAUGAUCAAAUUGAAGGCAAAAUUUGUAAAUUUACUUCAAAGGAAGGAAUAAAUGAACACAGUUCUCCAUAUAAAUGUUGUUUAUUGUAUUUAAGACGAGAAAAUUAAUUUGUAAUAUAAAAUUAAAAAAUACAAGAGUUUUCUGUCCUUGAGGACAGGUCCGAAUAUUUUGAAUGCUUCGUAUAUGAAAACAAUCUAUUAUAUUCUGGUCUAGUUUUUUUCAAUAUAAAUAAUUUUUACGCAAAAAUUAAAUUUUAACGUUUCAUUAACCAUUUUGUAAUAACACUUUUCUAAUGUCCAUUUUAAAUUCAAUCUUUAAAGCAAAGUGUUGAGGAAAAACUACGCCAGAAAAUAGUAGAUUACUUCUUCAGAAGUCACAGAAUCGUGACAAAACUCGAAUUUUCGAACUUGUCUUUAAUGACAAAAAAUUCCUAUAUUUUUAAUGAAUUUUGUAUUACAAAUUAAUUUUUUACAUUUUAAAUAUAAUAGCAAAUAACAUUUAAAUGGAGAGUCCAUUUAUUCCUUUUCUUGAAAUAAAUUCGCAAAUUUCGCUUCGAAUUUGACUAUGCAAAUCUGUCCCCUUAAUAAAAAAAACUAGUGAGAAAAUUGUUAUACAGAAUAGAUAAAGGCGCUGAUCGGUGUUGUAACGCGUUCAUAGUUUGCUUUCGUAGUUUGCUUGAAGAGAAAAUCAAUCUCGAUACAGUCAAUCGAAUCAUUUGAGAAACGAAGAUACAUAAAGAAAUUUUACAAACGCGUUACGAGAGAAUUGUUAUAUGUCAAUGACCGUUCCGACAAUGCUGAUAAUGCCUAGCGUAGCUACCAGUCUCGCUGUAACGUCUCGAGUGGUUCGCGUUUACUCAUUAAUUACAUCUCGUCUGGUAGAACUGUGUAAAUUUGAUAACUGGCGUUAGUACGAAAAGUAUUUUAUCGACGAAUACACGGUGGCACCCUGUCAUCUGCAACAUUAUUCAUUUCGCAUUAUUGAAGUAUUAAUUUAGUUCUUAAGGAGCGAUUCUCCGUGAAGCAAAGCGACGACCAAUUAUCACUGCAUUUAUCCGACCGUGAGCGAGACGAUAAAUUUCGUAGGUAAUAUAAAUACGAUAAUGUAUUUUAACCAGCGCGAGAGGAAGUACAAUUACUUUAUUAUCAGGCCACGAACGCGAAUAUCGUUUACUUUAUUCGAGGAGUAAUCUCGAGUCUCCGCUUCAAUAAAUUUAAUUAGAAAUAAUUUCAGCGCGCAUCAGUUAUAAAUACAGCGUGUCGAAAAGUAUUUCUUUGCGACAGAUUCUUUUUGCAAAUUUCUCCUCGGCGAAGCUUCAAGAGGAAAACUCAAUUUCGAUUAUGCAUUUUACGCCUGUAUAAAAAAUCCGCGUAAUUUUCGAAGCCAGUUGAGACAAUUUCACCGAUCUUCGAACAGUCUCCCGUUGAAUCUGUCGCUAAAAAUUAAUACAGCACGAUUGACAUCGUUAUGAGACACGCUGUAUAUGUAUAUGUAUAUGUAUAUAUAUAUUCCCUGUUCAUUAUUCACAUUCGACCGGCUAUCCUUUGUACAGGCGAAAUAAUAGUCCAAACGUAAUGCCUGAAAAAAACGUGUGUAUAAACACUUUUUAAGACCAUUAGCGCGAGUCGAUAUUUUUUUUAUACGUGUGUUAGAGGCGGGAGAUGUAGCUUAUAGGCUCUCUCGCGCGUUAAUUUUCUCCUGUUCUCCUUAUAGAACACAGUAUAUAUAUAUGUGUAUACAUGUAUGUAUGUAUAUACACAUACAUAUACAUAUAUAGGAUGAUGUUUAUAAUCCGACGAAUGCAAUACUCAUCGAAACCAAUUAUCGACGAGAGGGGGAGGGAAAGGGGGAGCGCCGCAUUGUAAGUCGAUUAAUUGUCGAAACAAUAAAGUCUAAUUGUCAACAUAGCAAAAA